Molecule: messenger RNA, 1414 nt
Organism: Glossina fuscipes
Lineage: Eukaryota; Metazoa; Arthropoda; Insecta; Diptera; Glossinidae
Exons: 2
Coding region: 495-1187 (230 amino acids)
Source: RefSeq, a predicted model, not a curated record
UUUUUCUCUUUUUGUUGCGUCUAUUUUAAAUUUUGUUAGAAAAAUUUGUUUUUCAAUUAUGCAACAACAGGAAACAGUAAACAACAAGCGCAAAUGCUUAAAUGUGUGAAAUUUAUAAUAAAAUUGUUUUUCAUUCGAAUUUGAUGAUUUUUGUUUUUCCUUUUUUGCGGAUAAAACAUUUAUUUCCACUAAAACAACCGAAAUCGUACAAAUUUGCAGCAUUUUUAAUGUUUUCAUAUAUGCACGGGGAAAAUACAUAAACAUAUAAACCCGAGUUUAUAUACAUAUGAAAAAUAUCUAUCUAUCUAUAAGCGUAGCAUUUCAUUGUACAAAAUUGCAGUCACAAUAAUAAUAAUACACAGGAGGACUUGUGUGUUAAUAAAGAGUGUGUUUUGCAUUGUGUGUGCGUUUAUGCGUUUUUAUUUAUAUGUAUAUGCGUACCAGUUUAUUUUUACAUAAAUAUAUGAAAACAUCAUAAAAAUAUAUCCGGUAAUAUGACACCAGAUAUAUCAGCAGCAAUAACAGUAAAAGCAACAAAUGCUGCAAUGCCGUUAACAAUGCCAGUAACAACAGAAGCAGCAUCAGCAUCAGCAUCAGCAUCAACACCAACAACAACAGCAACAGUAUCAGUAUCAACAACAAGAAGAGCAACACAAGUUCCAACAUCACAUUUAUUGUACGAUAACAAUACCACCGCAACUACCGCAAGAACAUCAUCAUCGUUAUCAUCAUCAUCAUCAUCAUCAUCAUCAUCGUCAUUAUCGUCACCGUCAUCGCCGUCUUCAUUACAAUUAAAAUCACAAUCCACGACAGCGGUAGCAGCAGCAGCCUUGGCCAUUAAACAAACAACAACAAUUAUGCAACGGCAUCUGUUAACAAUCGAAAAUUUACGCGACCGUGUACGUCAAAUAUUAAAAUGUGUAAUUAAUUUACACAUUGAUAUUUUGGUACUUGAGUCCAGUGUCAAUCAAAUCUUAGAUGACGUGAAAGAUUUCAAAGCUGAUCUGAACGAAUGUCAACGUUUGGAUAAUAUUAUACAGACCUUAAGAGAUUAUGAUGGACCUACCAUUUAUCACGAAUGGCCAUUUCCUGUAGUAUUUCAAGGAGCAGUGGAGGAGGCUGAUUUAGCACAAAAUCUUAAUAAGACAAAGAAUGCAAUUAUGUCAAAUAGCAAGAACGUAACAUAAAAUGCUCUGUAUAUUGCCAUCUGAUCUGUUGCAUAAUUCAAAUUAAUUUUAUAAAAGCUGAGCGAGAUUUUAAUGUGAAAGAAUAUUUUAUUAAAUUAAAGAUGAAUGAAAUUUAAAGAAAAACAAAACUUGGAAAAAUUAAUUUAAACCUACUUUGUGGCAAUUGGAAAAUGCAACAACCGCAUAAGCCAGGUGAUCGUGGUUUGAUUUCUUUUUUUUCCUUUUUU